AAUAAACAACUUUUAAAAAUCAAUUUCUGUUGUGAUGGUGAUGUACCUUUUUGGCUCAUUUUUAUUUCAUCGUCAUUCAGUGUAGCGACGACAAAGUUGUGCCUUCUCAAACGGAAGAAAAUGUUUUUGAUUAAAGCGAUAUUGCAUUUCGUUUUGUUCGUAUUGUCAUCCGUUGGAAUUCAUUACUAUUUCGAGUUAAAUGUGUGUGUUACACUUCUGACACUUAUUCAUUGCUACGCUGCUAGUUACUAUGUAUCGCUCUGGUUCAUAAAAUUCGCAUUUCUCUUCCCGUGCACAAAAAUAAAAUCGGAUAACAAAUGUGUCCUCGUUACAGGAUGUGACACUGGUUUUGGCCAUCAGACAGCUCUUCUUCUGAACAAAAAUGGAUUCAAGGUAUUUGCUGCCUGCAUCGAUUCGAACGGCGAGGGUGCUAUCGCUCUCAGACACAAAGCUCAUUAUCCUGCCAAAAUGAUUGUAAUCAGAAUGGAUGUCACCAGCGAUAAAGAUAUAGAAGCAGCAUACGAAACGGUCAAAAGUUCCAUGGCAAAUGGCGAACUUCUUUUUGGUUUAGUGAAUAAUGCGGGAAUAGCCAAGGCCACAGAAUUCGAAUGGUGUGCUGACAUACGUGAUGGGAAGAAAGUGAUUGAAGUGAAUUUAAUGGGAAUGAUCUAUGUGACUCGAAGGUUUAUUCCGUUGAUACGACAGGCGAAAGGUAGAAUUAUCAAUAUUGAAAGUGUGUCUGCGUUUCUACCGACACCGUAUAGUCCCUUCUAUGGAACAUCAAAGUAUGGAGCGGCUGGAUUUAGUGAAAAUUUAAGAGUUUCCAUGCACAAAUUUGGAGUAUCCGUGGUUUCGCUAAUGCCGUUCUUCUACAAAACCCCAAUAUGUGAUGCUAACCGGCUAGCAGACGAAUUUGAAAGCAGCUACAAAACGUCGUCGGAAGAGGUGCGCAGGGCGUACGGGGAACAAUAUGUGAAAAAUGCCCAAGCUGGAAUGUCUUUAACGAAAUACGCGUUCAAAUCGCAAACGGUGCCGAAAGUAAUUGCUUCAGCGUUAACUGUUUAUGAACCGGACCCAAAAUAUAUUGUCGCACCAUUGCUAGUGCAACCAGGACUUCGGUUAUUGUUGUGGCUACCGAAAGAAACACGAGACGCAUAUUUCCAAUUAACAGCUUGGUUUACAGGAACACAUAAAGCCUAUCCGGAUUGAUUGAGAAAGUACAUUCGAUUGAACAAUCUCUAAUUUUAUACUUGGAUUAAUUGUUACAAUAUUGUCAGACUAAAGAAACUCAAUUUGAAGUCUUUUCUUACGCUAGCGAGUGUUACGAUGUAAAAUCCACGAUAAAAUCGAUUCAGAAUUAGUCGAUUCAAAGUUUGUCUGUAUUUUCCCCGUCCUGGUACUGAGUAUGGCUCAUUUAUUUAUAAACCGUUGUUAGCAUUUUUACUCAUUAGGUCAAAGUCAAAGAUUAAUAUUGGAUGAUUUUCCGGUUAAGUAAUGUCAAUCAAUCAAUCAAUUUGUGUUUUUAUGUAAAUAACAUGUUUAUUGCUAAUAUAUACGCAAGACGACGACGCAAAUGUAAUUUGUUAUGCUGACGAAUUGUUAUAAACCGGGUGUGUCGGCGACUCUCAAAAGACCUUUCCACUUUCCAUUAUAAACUAAACAAUCUCCAGGGCCU
This is a messenger RNA of Bradysia coprophila, 1675 nucleotides long. Its product is annotated as dehydrogenase/reductase SDR family member 9-like. The record is from RefSeq and is a predicted model, not a curated record. Gene Ontology annotation, molecular function: oxidoreductase activity. NCBI's taxonomy places the organism in Eukaryota, Metazoa, Arthropoda, Insecta, Diptera, Sciaridae. Gene Ontology annotation, biological process: steroid metabolic process.